UAUACAUGGACUGGUACAAGCAGAACAGAGUACAUCUGAAUUAGGUGGAGUGUAGUUACAAUACAGUGGAGGUUAUACAAUUAUGUCUGAGGAUAUCUAUGCCAUGCCAGACCUCACCAAGAAAGUUAGAUUUCAGACAAGGGAGAAUGAGGGCAGAAAUGCAGACAAAACGGAUAAUGUGAACAUUUAUGACAACUACUGGGCAGAGGGGAGUACGCCACCGAAAUUACAGGACACCACUGAAGAACAACAGCAAAUCAAUGCACCUUCAGGAAAGAGGGAUCUCGUCAGACCUGCUGCAGUGUUUCUGGUGCUGCUGUGUCUUCUCCUCCUGGCUGUAGUCAUUGCUGUGGUGGUCCUAUGGGUUCAAGACAAAAGCCUCAAUGACAGCCUGACCAUCGAGAGAGACGAACUACUGACAAAUUACAGUGAAAUGACAAGCCUCAAUGUCAACCUGACCAUUGAGAGAGACGAACUACGGACAAAUUACAGUGAAAUGACAAGCCUCAAUAUCAACCUGAUCCAAAAGACACACCAGCUACAGGAAGACAUUUUUGAAGUCACCAAAGACAGAGACAAAUUAAAAAAGCAGCUUGAGACAUCAUCCUGUCCUGCCAAGUGGAUGAAGUUUGGCAACACUUGUUAUUCAUUUGUCACCUCAAGGAAAAACUGGUCUGACAGCAAACAGUUCUGUGAAAGUCGUGGUGGACAGCUGCCGAUCAUAUCUAGCGAAGAGGAACAGAUAUUUCUAAGCUCAUUUCCCAACAGCAUCUGGCUUGGUAUCACAGACGAGGAGCAGGAAGGUGUCUGGAAAUUGGUUGAUGGAACGAAUGCCACCACAUUCUACUGGAGAAGAGGACAGCCGGAUAAUGCAGGACAAAAGGAAAACUGUGCUCAAAUUAGUAAAUGGUUUAAUGGAUUAAAUAACUGGAAUGAUUUACCUUGCAGUAUCAAAUUAUUCUUCAUCUGUGAGAAAAUACUUAAAUGAAAUUAAAUUAUGAUGCUACACUCUUGAA
Molecule: messenger RNA, 1016 nt
Organism: Seriola aureovittata
Lineage: Eukaryota; Metazoa; Chordata; Actinopteri; Carangiformes; Carangidae
Product: CD209 antigen-like
Exons: 6
Coding region: 83-988 (301 amino acids)
Source: RefSeq, a predicted model, not a curated record